UCCAUACUAUUAAGAGAGCCUGACGAAUCCACAGUAGCAGCUUACACGAUUAAUUUAAGUAACAGACAAUGGUGUUCCUGAAGUCAGUGGACAUCUUAGGAUUUUUUAUAGCUUUAGAACAAGUUCGUUGUCAGUUUGUGUACAACAUGGACAGUUGCACCAAUGUGACAUUCCACAGAAGGUCUGAGAUGGAUGAUCUGGUGUUUGCCGGGAGCCUGAUAGAAGAGAUCAACCAGGUGGACAAGAGGGCUGAGUGCUUCUCUCAGUGUCAGUGGCGGGCGGUGUGUAACCUGGUCUUGUACAACCCGCUCACUAGGAAGUGUCGACUGCUCUCUGAAGGCUUAAGCAGUGAAGGUAUAUUCGAGAGCGGAUGGCAGUAUUAUGGGGCUGCCUGCGAUGACUACAGAUUGGCAAAUAGCCGGGAGGGCGUCGACGUCAUCGACACAGACCCAGCGGAGAUGUGCAAGAGCAGCUACUAUUCAACGUCUGACAUUUCCUCUUCCUGUUUUAGAGGAGCAUCCUGGAAAACAGUAAAAAUAAAGUGUCUUUCGUGUUAUAGUCUUGCUGCCCGUCCGUCGAUGGAUCCAACGGUCUCCUACGUGGAAAAUCUGGACUUUGAUCUCGACUUUGGAAUGACAUUGAAGUUCAGAGUAUCCGGAAGUGAAACACGAUUCAACCAGGUGUGGCUGAUGCUUCCCAAUCAAGACGUUGUCUACCAGUUGUCAUUAAGGUGGGACUAUCCCUACGUUGGAUUCUAUAAAAUUAUCUUCAACACUCGUCAAGGAAACGCAUGGGGUGCUGAGUUUCGGACCGACUUUAUCCCAAAGAGUUCCGACAACUAUGUGAUUGAGAUAUCCAUAACAGAGACGUCUUUCCUGACGUACGUCGAUGGAACUUUGUGGAUGACUAACCCAAUCCGCUUUCCUCUCAGCGGUGUCCGACGUAUCGAGUUUGAUGGAUUCACUGCCCUCCAUGAAUUCAACAUCGGGAAGGCAAUGUGUUGAAGAAGAUGAAACACCUAAAUUCGCUAAUUUUAAAGCAGUUAGCUGUAAAUUUCUGUAUCACAUUUGAUGGACAGACAAACAGAUUGUUUUUACAGAUUCACCUCAUAUUAAGAUGAAUGACGUGGUAAAAAAAACAUCAUAUAGUCACCCGUCUAUGGAUUAUGAAAAUACAAUUGCGACUUGCAACAACAAUUUACAUACCAUGAUAUAAAAUAGAUUUGCGUUGAUGUAAUAAAAGUUUGCGGGUGUUGGCAGCUCAGAACAUUACAUCGGGUUUAGACAGAAUAAAAGACACUUUUUAAACGUCAGAAUAAUCAUUGAAAAUAUCAUCGACUUGAAUACAUUCUUAAUAAUGGCGCUCUAAUUUCAUUAUAAAGGGCACAGUGUAUCAAGAAAUAACAUUCAUGUUCCACACACUCUUUACAAUUAAAACACACCCUCUCUUCCAAAGGCAAGUUUUUCGUAUCUUCCUGUUUCUACUCUUAAAGGCACUACACCACAACGCAGUUGAGCCAGUGAACUUCUUUGUGACCAGGGGAGGGAACUGUAUGUACUACUCAGCUCCAUGGAUGAAUUUAAAAUGUUGAUGAAUCCUCAGUUAAUUUCUUCCAUUGCCACGUUGACUUUGCAGCUGCUGCACUUUACUUUUCCAGUAGAUUUGCAUGUGUUUGACAGAUG
Molecule: messenger RNA, 1682 nt
Organism: Haliotis rufescens (red abalone)
Lineage: Eukaryota; Metazoa; Mollusca; Gastropoda; Lepetellida; Haliotidae
Exons: 5
Coding region: 69-1004 (311 amino acids)
Molecular function (GO): carbohydrate binding
Source: RefSeq, a predicted model, not a curated record